Messenger RNA from Labrus mixtus (cuckoo wrasse), 3351 nucleotides. It is a transcript of the gene gabpa, whose product is annotated as GA binding protein transcription factor subunit alpha. The record is from RefSeq and is a predicted model, not a curated record. The transcript has 10 exons. Gene Ontology annotation, molecular function: DNA-binding transcription factor activity, RNA polymerase II-specific; sequence-specific DNA binding. The coding region runs from base 179 to 1501 and encodes 440 amino acids. NCBI's taxonomy places the organism in Eukaryota, Metazoa, Chordata, Actinopteri, Labriformes, Labridae. Gene Ontology annotation, biological process: cell differentiation; regulation of transcription by RNA polymerase II. Gene Ontology annotation, cellular component: nucleus.
AGUUAGCUGCUGCAGCCAAGAGGGGAAGAGACCGCCUACAUUAAAGCUGGUUUAAAAAAAAAACACAACAACACCCAGAUAGCACAAGCUCACUUCCCUUACUUGCUGCCACGGCUGCUACGGUUGUUUUCCAUUCAUUUUGGAGCCCCACAGCCUGGCUCUCCGUGCAUAAAGCAGGAUGUCUAAAAGCGAAACAGAAGAGAUGAUAGAGAUUGAGAUUGAUGAGCGGGAGAAGCAGGCCUGCUUGGAGGAAGGUGUUGAGGAGCAGACCAUCACGGCUUCAGAUCUGAUUCAACAAGAUAUCGACAUCAAUGAGCCCAUCGGCAAUCUGAAGAAGCUUUUAGAGCCCCGUAUCCAAAUGUCACUGGAUGCGUAUGAGAUCUGCUUGCAAGACAUUCAGCUUCAUCCCGAUCAUAGCCUGUUUGACCAGGGAGUAAAGACGGACGGCACAGUGCAGCUCAGCCUGCAGAUAAUAACUAAACCAGGGGAGGAGAAGUUGAACAUUUUGGAAAUUGUGAAGCCAGUAGAAACCGUAGAGGUUGUGAUUGAUCCGGACGCAGCAGGAGAGGAGGGAACUCUGGUGGAGGAGGGUCAGCUCAUCGCUGUGGAUCGAUCUGGCCUGACAGAUGAGACGUCUGAGCAGGUUACACGCUGGGCUGCAGCCCUGGAAGGUUACCGCAAAGAGCAGGUUCGCCUGGGCAUACCAUAUGAUCCUGUGUUAUGGACAGCUGAUCAGGUGAUUCACUGGGCUGUCUGGGUAAUGAAGGAGUUCAACAUUGAUGAGAUGGAAAUUGGCAGCAUCCAUAUCCAAGGUCGAGAUCUCUGCUCAUUCAACCAGGAUGAGUUCCUUCAGAAAGUGCCUAAUGGAGAGAUACUCUGGAGUCACCUGGAGCUCCUCCGAAAAUAUGUGUUGGCAAGUCAGGACCAGUCUGGUGGGGAUGCUACUGUCACCAUUGAUCAGCCUGUACAGAUAAUCCCAGCUCAAGUGAGCACACCCUCUGCCAUAAAGGUGUUGAAGCAGAACCGUGGCCCCAGAGCUCCCCGAAUUUCAGGAGAGGAGCGAAGUUCACCUGGGAACCGCACAGGCAACAACGGUCAGAUCCAGUUGUGGCAGUUCCUUCUGGAGCUCCUGACAGACAAGGAUGCGAGGGACUGCAUCUCCUGGGUGGGAGAGGAGGGAGAGUUCAAACUAAACCAGCCGGAGCUUGUGGCGCAGAAAUGGGGACAGCGGAAGAACAAGCCCACCAUGAACUACGAGAAACUCAGCAGAGCCCUCAGGUAUUACUACGAUGGGGACAUGAUCAGCAAGGUGCAGGGCAAGCGCUUUGUCUACAAGUUUGUGUGCGACCUGAGAACUCUGAUUGGCUACAGUGCUGCCGAGCUCAACAACCUGGUGACAGAGUGUGAACAGAAGAAGCUGGCUCGUAUGCAGAUGCACGGCAUCGGUCAGCCCAUCACUACAGUGACCCUGGCCACCACGACACUAGACAAAGACAGUUAAACGGGGGCGUUCCUUUACAGUGCUCUCCAGCUCCCACAGGCCAACUGUCCUCCACCACUGCUGGAAAAAAAAACAAAUCAACUUCCUUUUUUCUUCAUUUUAAAAACAGCUGCGACCUUUGGGCACAGAAAUGCAAGACUGAUCAUUGUGGAUUAACAACAUUGUUGUCUUUACAGUUUGAUUCAUCUAAGGCAGUUUUUUUUUUUAUAUAGCUUUCCUUUAAACUCUAACCAAGAGGAGAGGCGAGUUCAGGACAAAAGGAUAAAUGCCAGUGUGAUUUUUUGAGCAACGCUGUUGUGUACAUGUGAUUGAAUGCUUGAAUGAGUGACUGAAAAAACCCAAGUUAUGAGCUUUGUGUAAUGUGUUCCUUGUCUUAAGUUAGGAUAGUUUUUCACUGUAUAUACCGGAACCAUGUUUUUGAUAGCCGCAAGGACAAGUGUAUUUUCAUAUUUUCCAUUUAUAGAGAACCUGUUUUGUAUUUUAUUUAGUGUUUUUUCCCUGAAUUGUUGGACCUUUUUUGUCCACUAGGGGGAAUAAAGUGGUAAGAAUUUUUCUUAACAUUUAAAAAAUGCAGUCUCCUUGCUUAAGCUUUAAAAGUGUAAAUAUACAGGUGUAGCUCAUAUCAUUAGAGUACCAUGAACAAGUUACAACUGUUUCUGUUAUUUAUUUCAAAAAGUGAAACUUUCAUACAGUCUCGAUUCCUUUGACAUAAAGUGAAAUAUUUGGGCGUGGCAUUGCUGAGGUGUUAUGGAGGUCCAUGUUGCUUUGAUAGCAGCAAUUAGCUCGUGUUUGUUGUUGGGUCUGGUGUCUCUUUUAUCUUCCUUGACGGUUAUCCAGAGCUUCUCUUUGUGCUUCAGGGCAGAAGUCUAGUGUAAAAUUUCCACUCAGUGAUUUGGGGUGCCAUGUCAUCUGCUGGUGUUUGUCUACUGUGUUGUUUCCAGUCCAGAGACAACGCAGCAGUCUACCUGGAGAUAUAAAGGCUUUAUGGACAUGACCCCUGCCCACAAUACCAAAACUACCAGCAACUAGUUUGCUGACCCCUGCCCAAUUGUGCUCGCUAACUCGCCUGACCUGAACCCCAGUAUGGGUAUUGUCAAGAGUCAGAUGAAAGACACCAGACCCAACGAUACAGACAAUCUGAAGGCCUCUAUCAAAGCAACCUGGGUUUCCAUAACUACUCGGCAUGCCACCAUCUAUGCGGCGCCCCAUUAAAGCAAUUGUUUGUUCAAAAUGAGCCCGACCAAGUAUUGAAUGAACAUACUUUUCAUAAGGGUCGACAUUUCUAUAUUAUAAAUCUUUUAUUUUAUUGGUCAGAUGUCAUAUUCUAACAUUUUGAUAUCCUGGAUUUUUUUAUAUUAAAAGCUGUAAAAAGAAAAACAAAAAAAAAGCUUACAAAGAUUUCCCUUCAUGUCUUAUGAAUCUACAAUAUAAAAUGUUUCACUUGAGAUAAAUCACAGGAAUAGAAAAACUUUUCACCACAUAAUUAUAUGAGCUGCACCUGUCUGUAUGUCUUCAGUGCCUUAUACAUCACCAUAAAGAAUUCCAAAAAUGACAAACAUAAGAAACGUGGGUACAUUCAAAAUUUUAUUCAUGGUAUAGUGAGUGUAGAAAGCAUUUUCCUUAUUCUUCAGCAAAUGUUUCAUUUAACUACACAUAGAGGAAAAGUAGCUGAAUCAAUGAAAGAAUUACACUUUUAACACUAGCAUCAAAAGAUACCCAGAUUGAGCAUAAUUACAAAUUUGAAAACAUUCACCUGAUUAAGAGCUUCAAUUGUGUCUGUACAUGUGUUGAUGUAAAGAGGUGAUAUGUGUUGUAUUUCUAUGGUAUAAAUGCAAAAAUUAUGCAUGUCA